AGCCACCUUGGCAUCAACAAGCAAGAUCGGCGCUCACAUGUGCGACAGUUCUUGGUUUAUUCUCUGUGCGCGAGUUGCUAGGUGCUCACUGUUAUAAAAUGGGCAAGACCAAAAAGAACCAGAAGGAUUUUCAAAAGGUGAAACUGAAGGUCGGGCGAAAACUACCGAAAGGCCUAAAUGUGACGGACACCAGUUUCAAGACCAAGAAAAUAGUCCUGCACGACCGCCUGCCAAAGCCGGCCACCGGCGAGCCCACAACAACACGAAAGCUGAGCGUUCAGGACUUGAUUCGGCGGCUGCACCUCUACAAUGUGACCAGCCGCCUGGACGCUUUGACAGGAUUGCGAGAACUCGGGCGCAGUCAUGCUGGUUCAUUCAGCCCGCAUCUCAAGCCCCUGCUUGAGAUUUUGGGCACACUCUGCACCGACAAAGAAGGCACUGUGCGGCAGUCUGCUCUGAAGGUCCUGCGCUUGGUGCUGGGCUCAGUGUCGGGUGAUUGCCUUUCGCCUUUCGGACCACUGCUGUUGUCUCAACUGGGCUGUGCGGUGAACCACCUGUCGCCUGCAGUCCGCCACGAUGCCCUCGACCUACUCGGCUUGUUGCUGGAAUCUGUGCCAUCCCUGGCAGUGCGUGCUCCCUAUGGCACGCUGUGCAACUUUCUCAACAUGAUCUCCACCUCUGCUGAGUCAUCAAAAGUUGGCGCACGCCGCCGGGUCCUCUCUUCUCAGCUGGGUCAGCGGCACACCAAUCGUGCGGUGUGGGUGCGAGUCCUGUCAUCCAUGGAGCGCUUCCUGACGGUUGCCCUGCGUGUCUGGUUUCCCACGACAAUGGAAGACAACGGCCCUGCCACCUCAGAUGUUGCAGCCACGGCCAAGACCGUGCGGGUCGGUGCCGAGCCUUCAGCGGGUAUUGCCCUGUACAGGAAUGGCCUGGAGCCACAACCCCGUGCCUCGACUUUCCGCCUUUACGAUGGCUUGCUCUCGGUGGGAACCAGCAGUGUCAGUGGCCGUAGCGGUGCUUCCAGCACUACUGGUGGUGCCGGCAACAGUAGCAGCAGGGACAACGCCCGUGAAUUUGCUCUUGAGCUUGUCCCCCUGCUCCUGGACAUGUGGGUUGAAGCUGACCCUGACUCUGGGGAGAGCAUGCAGCGCGACUCGCUGAUCCUCAUCGACUGCAUCCUACGUGUCCUGCUGCUGCUGAUUGAAUGGCUUCGCAAGGAGAGCCCUUCCAAUGUGUCAUGGUUUGAAGAAAACUUUGGCACCCAACUGCUCAAUCACUUUGAUGGGCGCUUCCCCUUCUCACACGACUGUGUGGCUGGAAGUGGGUCAUCCUUGGCCAAGAAGAUGAAGAAAGACGCCAUGUUUGAUCGUCAGGUGUCUGUGACGUCCAUCAACCUGGGCAUCUGCGAGGUGCUGGCUGGCCUGCUAGGCGUGCUCAGUGCUGACCAAGGGCAGCGUGUGCUGGCCUUUUUUGGUGAUCUCAUCAAUACUGGCCAAGUGCGAUCGGGAGACACCCGUGUUGUGGUCAAGAUCGCUCGUCUUCUGCUGCCACGUGUAUCCCCUGGUGACUGCCUGCAGUUGGUGGAGGCCAUGCUGUCCUUGUAUGAGGAGGGCGAUAUACUCCAGCCCAAGGACGCCCGUUUUAUCCUCGACUUUUUCCAUGAGCUCAUCCUAGGACCGCGAACACUUUUGGAAGUCGUACGUCCAGCGGUAGACCGGUUCCUGGGCUUGCUGCCCGAGCGCGCCUUGGGUGAGAGUGGUGAGGGCCAGGAGGGAGCCUCUCUGCACUUUUUGGGCAAGCUGGCGCAGCUGCGGCUGCCUGCACUCCUGGCGAGUCUCCAGCAUCACAUAUUGAUGUGUAUAGAACUUCUACCUCAGAUGACACAACUGGAAGACCAACGUACACUUGUGGAGCUCAUCUGUCGUGUACCCUGCUUGGAGAAGGAGCAUUUUGAAGCGCUGUAUGCUGCAACACUUGACCCAUUGCCGACGUCUGUACUGCUGUACUUGCUUCAGCUGCUCAAGGGGAGGUUUGAUGAGGAGAAAGGUGGAGUCACGUACGUCGCUGCAUACAGCAGCUUCCUACUGUCUGUUGCAACAGGCAUGUCACGCAGUAAGGACGAGCAACUGAGAGCAGUCUGGCGAGAUGACUCCUCCUGGUCGGAGCUGAAGGAGCUGUUGCCGGAAGUCAGCCAGAUUCCUGUGGUUCCCAUUGACUGGGACCUUCUUCCCAGCCACCUGAUGGUGAUCGAGAUGGUGGCCAAAUCCUUUGAAGCAUUUCCUGCUUCCUGGAACCUGUCUCGGAUCUUUGAGCCUUUCCUGCACCAAUUCCUUGAGGCAUACCCCCAGAUGUCAUGCUCAGCUGCGCUCUCAAUCGUGCAUCUCUGUGGCCGAAGGCGCUCAGCUGAGCAGCCACCCUGGCUGCUUGCACCACCCUGGGGCCCCCUGACUAUCGGCUGUGCCGCAGGGCUUCUGUGUGUGGCAGCGCAGCUGUCCGGUCCUCUGCCAACCUCAAUGCCUGCCCUGGUCCAAGCCUUGGCAGGCUUGGCCGCACGCUGCACGAGCAUCUUUAACGACCUUGUUGCACAGUUCUGUCAAGUCCUUGACCUGCCAUUAUCGGCACCCUGCCUAGAGCUGGUGUGUGGAGCACUGCGAAUUCUCAGCAAGCAGCGCCUUCUAGGCACCCCAGCGAGGAACCUUGCUCUCCAGAUGCUGGUUGGGAAACAAGGCUCAGAGCUGCGCCGUCACCCGUGGUUCCUGGCCACACUGAGCGAGUUCUGCGAGGGCAUACAACAGCAGCACCAUCCCCACCAGUCAGCGAUGCUGCAGCCAUCAGGCAUCGCCAUCGCCGUGCGUCAGUAAGGAAGGCACCCCAUAGGCAGAUCAAGCAGUCCAUGGAAACCAGAUGUGAAGUGACAGAGUCUUUAUUGCAAACCAUGGGUGUUUUCGAAAACACACAUUCCUCGAGACAUGUUUCAAUAAAUAAGACAUGCACAAUGA
Messenger RNA from Dermacentor andersoni, 2999 nucleotides. Its product is annotated as testis-expressed protein 10 homolog. Gene Ontology annotation, cellular component: MLL1 complex; nucleus. The record is from RefSeq and is a predicted model, not a curated record. Lineage: Eukaryota; Metazoa; Arthropoda; Arachnida; Ixodida; Ixodidae.